AUGGCUAACCUCUUGAGUGUGACCGUGGGAGCUGUGCUUCUGGCAAUCGGUGCGAUCUUUUACCAGCGACUUCUAGAUACCCUUUCUCUAAGUGCUAGCCUGAAGGUAGUGGACUCCAUGCGGGAUAUUAUCUACCUUGGCAGUUUAUCCCCUGCUGGCAUUGAGCAUUUCCAGAACAUUUUCUACGCAGAGGAGCCUACGGGCCAGCGACGAUUCGCAGCACCUGUUCCGACAAGACCGGCAAAGGGAUCUGUCAUUGACGCCACGCGGGCUGGUGCCUGGUGUCCACAGGGAACGGGAGAUAUCCUUCCGUUCACAAGUAGAGUGACCAACAUCAGCGAAAACUGUCUGAGCCUGAGAAUUGCAAGGCCGGCAGGAACACAGAAAGAUGCAAAAAUCCCAGUUGCGGUUUGGAUCCAUGGAGGUGGUCAUGCUUUAGGCUCAGCUUCCGAUAUCCUUUACGAGCCAGACGGCUUGGUAAAGUUGGCUGUUUCUGAUGGGAUGCCGCUCAUAUAUGUUGGCAUAAACUACCGCCUGGGCAUAUUCGGCUUCGCAACCAGCAAGGCGUUGAUUGACAAAAGGGAUACAAAUGCAGGGCUUCGGGAUCAGCGUCUCGCUUUGGAGUUGACUGUGAUCGGACAAAGCGUGGGAGCUAGUGAUAUUGGCCUGCAGCUAACGGCCUUUGGCGGGGACCAAGAUGUUCCAUUUCAACAAGCAAUAAUGAUGUCCGGCGGUCCAGGGCUGAAUUUCAACAGCAAGCCAGGUCUGGUUGCGAACAAUACUGCAGCAAUCGCUCAGCAAUUAGGAUGCCAGCGUAAGGACGACUCGCAGACAUUGGAGUGUCUUCGAGAUGUUCCCUUUGAGCAACUGACCAACUUAUCGGUUGCUGCAUCUCGCGCAGCGCGUCCACCUUUCGGCGAAGGGUAUUUUUAUCCAACGAUCGAUGGUGACUUUAUUCAAGAUAGGCCAUCGCAGUUGCUGCGCGCAGGGAAAUUCGCCAAGGGGAUAUCCUUAGUAGCUUCCUGGGUCACAAACGAUGGCGCCUGGUACGCGCUGCCGACCACGGCGACAGAUGAUGAGGUUCUUGGGAGUUUCGGACUAUGGCUGCACAAUCUCUCAGAGCCCACAAAAGAGAGGCUCCUUCAGCUGUAUCCCUUGGAGGAUUUCAAACACAUGAUUAAGCCAGAGAAUGAGGGCCGUAUUUCACCGCAGUAUUAUCGCGCAGCACAGCUGAACCGCGAUAUCUGGUUCACUUGCCCAGUCCUUGAUUUCACUUGGCAGUACGUCGAAGCCGGGGGCGUAGAAGCCUCUCGGGUGCGGCUAUAUGAGUUCAAUGAAACUCGAUACGCGCCGGUCUUUGAUUCCAUGGGUGUGUCAAUGUGGGGUGUAGCGCAUCUCAGUGAUAUCCCCUACCUAUUCUACAAUGACCACCUAGGGGCUGGUGCGGACAACUCGGACGCUCAACUUGCGCUGGCUCGAGAUUUCAGUCAAAGAAUUAUCCAGUUCGUGCACGGCACUUCUGGAGGGGUAGGUGAUCGGCUUCAGCCAUGGCCGCCUGCCUUCUUGAAUGAUCUUUCGAAAUUUUCAACCGGAGACAUGCCAAGUCAUAUCUCAUUGCUGCUGUUUGGUGGGCCCGAUGGGUCAACGCCCGCUAGCUGUAAUGAAGGUGUUGGAGCUGACGUGGAAACCUUGACUGACGCAGAGAAAGCCCUCCAUUGGGAACAGCUGUUCAGUCGUUGUGCAUUUAUCAACGGGCAGCGAUUUAGAGAGGAAGCAGGGGUGUGA
Molecule: messenger RNA, 1785 nt
Organism: Aspergillus nidulans FGSC A4
Lineage: Eukaryota; Fungi; Ascomycota; Eurotiomycetes; Eurotiales; Aspergillaceae
Exons: 5
Coding region: 1-1785 (594 amino acids)
Source: RefSeq, a predicted model, not a curated record